Amoebophrya sp. A120 is the source of this 660-nucleotide messenger RNA. The record is from the annotation of a GenBank genome assembly. NCBI's taxonomy places the organism in Eukaryota, Dinophyceae, Syndiniales, Amoebophryaceae.
AUCUUACGAGGCUCGAGCUGCGCGCGGCGACCAAGUAGAUAAAAGACUACUCGACGAUUGAGGUGCAUUGAUUUAACUGUAAGUAUGGAAUGGGAUAUUUAGCGCAACCGCAAGAAAGAUAAAAUGGGGGCAGCACUUCAAGGUCUAUGGCCGGUCAGUCAAACAACCAGCACAAAAUCAGGGGACGAGCCGGUCGAACAACUACUACAAUGGAGCGCUUCGAAAUCAUAUGCCCGGCUCCUCGACGAAGUGAAAGUUCUCGCACCCUUGUUUCUGCAUGUUUCUUGUAUCUUGCUCAUCUUGCGUUGCGCAGGAGGAGAUCUUCGCGUGCAGGGAUGGCGUCGUCGAAAUUGUGUAUUAAGUUGGACAUAAGGUUUACGUAUCUAUUGGUAUUUUGAUUUUCUGGAUUCGUGUAUGGACUUGAGGCAUGGGUCUGUUUCUGGAUCUGGUCCGCUUGCUCUCCAGGGUGAUGUCUGCUGUAAUGAGAGAGGAAAGUCCGCGAAUCAGCCGGGCUCGGUGCGCAAUGGCAGUUUUCCUUCUUGUUUAACCGCUAUUGUCCUGUGUAAAAGCUGAUUUGGUGGUGCUGAAGAACUACCUUCGCUCGAGCCUACAACGCCGUUUGCUGUACUCCUGGAAAAUAAACCGCAGCUUUUUUCAAGU